This is a messenger RNA of Plasmodium reichenowi, 937 nucleotides long. RefSeq lists its product as hypothetical. The annotation marks the transcript as partial. The transcript has 4 exons. Lineage: Eukaryota; Apicomplexa; Aconoidasida; Haemosporida; Plasmodiidae. The record is from RefSeq and is a predicted model, not a curated record.
AUGUCUGAAAAGAAGAAUAACAAAAAAAAAAAAAAAAAGUUGAUAUUAGUCCAAGAGAAUGGAGUAAGGACCAAUUCGUUAGACAAUUAUACAGGCUUAGGUACCUGCAUAUUUUUUCGCUUUCAUAAAAAUAAAAAGACACAAGAAAAAUAUUACGGCUAUUUCUUAGAAGGAAAAAAACAUGGAUACGGCCAAUAUAUAUAUUAUAAUGGGGAUGUGUAUAAAGGGACGUAUGAGCAUGGUAAGAAAAGCGGUAUAGGUACAUAUAUUUAUAAUAUUGAUAAGAAAAGAAAAAAAAAGAAAAAUGAAAAAAUAAAAGUAAGCGAUGAUAAAGAAAGUGAUGAUAAAGAAAGUGAUGAUAAAGAAAGUGAUGAUAAAGAAAGUGAUGAUAAAGAAAGUGAUGAUAAAGAAAGUGAUGAUAAGGAAAGUGACGAUAAGGAAAGAGACGAUAACGAAAGUGACGAUAAAGAAAGUGAUGAUAAAGAAAGUGAUGAUAAAGAAAGUGAUGAUAAAGAAAGUGAUGAUAACGAAAGUGACGAUAACGAAAGUGAUGAUAACGAAAGUGACGAUAACGAAAGUGAUGGUAAUGAAAAUCAUGAGGAGGAUAAAUCCGAUUCUGAAUUAUUUAAAAAAAAUAAAUUCUCCAAAGAAUUAAUGGCACAUAUAAAAAAUAUGAAUAAAAAAAAAAAGGAAAAGAAGAAAAUAAUUAAACUGCCUUUAGAAAGGGAAAGUUGUUAUUACUAUGGGAAUUAUAUCAACGGCUUAAAACACAAUGAAGGUAUGAUGGUAUAUGAGAACGGAGAUGUCUAUAUAGGAAUGUGGAAAUUCGGAGAGAAAAAUGGACAUGGUAAAUAUAUAUAUAAGAAAUGUAAGAGUAUAUUAGAAGGUAAUUGGGUUGAGGGAUAUUUAUCAUAUGGAAAGUGGACUCUUCCAAAUG